Messenger RNA from Rotaria sordida, 507 nucleotides. NCBI's taxonomy places the organism in Eukaryota, Metazoa, Rotifera, Eurotatoria, Philodinida, Philodinidae. The record is from the annotation of a GenBank genome assembly.
AUGGAAAGCAAACUCGAAAAUGGUAAUGCUUCACUUAUUCAAACAUCCAAUUCUAAACGAUCUGUCUUCGGAACAUUAACAUUAUGUUGUAUAAUCUUCUUAUGUAUUGUAUUAUUUCUCUGUGUUCUUACAUUACCAAUAAUUCAAAUCGUUAUGGGAAGUUUAUAUAUGCAUUCAUGUCCUAUGAAUCCUCAUCUACCAAUAUAUCUUAUUUCUGCUGGUGUGGCUAUAUUAAUUCUUAUAAUUACAUACACUAUAGAAGUUCCUACAGACAAAUCAAGACUCUGGACUAUUAUAAAGAUCGUCGUAGCAAUCUUAUGUCUUACUUGCUUUAUAACUGGAAGUGUUUGGAUUUUUCGUGACAAAGGAAUAGUUCAAUAUCAUAAUCCAAAAUAUUCAAGUACAUAUUGUGAAUAUUUACUAUUCAGUACUGCCUAUGGAACAAUGUUCGUCAAUUAUAGUUUGUUUUUCGGUGCUGUAUGUUAUAGUUACAAAUCUCCAAAAUGA